This is a messenger RNA of Dichomitus squalens LYAD-421 SS1, 1992 nucleotides long. RefSeq lists its product as uncharacterized. The transcript has 2 exons. The record is from RefSeq and is a predicted model, not a curated record. Bases 148 to 1389 code for a protein of 413 amino acids. Lineage: Eukaryota; Fungi; Basidiomycota; Agaricomycetes; Polyporales; Polyporaceae.
UUUCCUUCCCCUCAACUUUCUUGCCCCCGGCCUUCUUACCGGUGCAACAUUAUUGCACAAGUGUUCACUGGUGCUGGUCGCCCCUUCAGUCCCAAUUCUAUCUGCAAGCAAGUCUACCCCGUCCUCUCUACCAUCCGCCGCGUCAAUAUGCCUCUCGCCCUCUCUCCUGUUCCCGAGAUUUCCAUCUCCCUUGCCUCGCCCGAGGAGCCUGCUCCGGAGCCUUUCUCUCCUUUCUCCGAAUGCACCUUCCUCAGCGACGACUCUGAGAGCUUCCGGCCAUCGCUGCUUUCGCCUCCGCCGUCUAGCAUGACGCCGAAGCAGCUGUCGCCCCUGCGGCCCAAGGACGCGCCGGUGACGGGCAAAGGUCUGGAGAGGGAGAGAUUCGAAGCAAUGCUGCAAGCCCAGCGUGAGCGGAAUGCGGCACUGGGAAGUAAGAGGUCGAGCGAUCUUCGUAAGGAGAUUGCGUUAAAGGUGCACAAGAGCAAGCAAAUGGAACGUCGUGCACUGUUCCUGUCAAAGGUGCAGGCCCCUCCGUCGCCAUCUGCUACGUUCAUCCCAGUCACCCCUCCCGAAUCGCCCGCCGUGUUCCACUACUCGCUGCCCUCGCCCGGUCUCGAGUCUCCUUUGGAGGUCUUCGAGGCCUUGACUCUUGGCCGUUCGAAUGUGUCUGCCUGCCAGCCCUGGGUCGAGCAGGUGGAUUUCCGCCUCCCCGGGGAUGUGCACCCCAAGGCGCCCCUUCGGUCCACCCCAGCAACGGCCACGAAAAGAAAGGUGCUGCCCUCCCUCGAUCAGAUCACUGCUCGCAUGAGCUCUAUCGGCCACGUCGCCGCACCGGCGCACGAGGAACACGCGCGCGCGUCCAUGCGCCUCCCAUCUUUCCUCCGGACGCCCGCUCGCGUCGAGCAGCCCGCGGUCCAGUCUACCAAGGCUGAAACGCUACAGCCAGCCGCGAGAGCUCGUGCUAAGCUGCCGACUGGAGUCGGUCGACUGCGGUUCCCGACCAGGGAGGCCGCCGAGGCGCCUAAGGUCGAGAUUGCUCAGCCGACUCCCUGCCUUCCUCCGGUCUCUCCUCGGUCUCCCCUUGCGCCACGGCUGCAGGUCACGACGACCGUGGUCCCGCGUACCGCGUCCUCGUCCCCCGUCGAGCUUACGGAGUCGAACCUGAUGAAGUUCAGCGCGGAUUCGCGCGAGCGUACUGCACAUAACAUGCUUACGCGCCUGCGCCGCCGCACUCUUCCUCCGCAAAUUGCCGUUCCCGCCCCCGGCGCGAUCGACAUGGAGGACGAGACUGAGCGGAAGAGCCGCAGGCACAGCGCCCCGCCCGAGUUGCCUCAGCGUAACCGCAUCGGAUUCUCGCACCCCAUUCUGGAACUCCCAGGAGCGUUCUGACGCGCCAAUAAACAAUGACAGACCCGACGUUCCUUUCUUCUGUUUGGUUGCCUACCAUCAUGACAAACUGGUCGUAAUGUUUCCUAUCGUGGACGGUUCGAGACGCGGAUACUGCUUGUAUCUUUAUUCUCCGGAAUUCUUGUGUCGCUACCUCACUAGUCUCCUUCUGUAGAUACUUCAGGCUUGUGUUGUCCUCUCUUGUUUUUCUUCCCUUACUUUUUUUUCGUUCCCGCCGUGCCGGUUUGGGACUCGCUUUCUUGGGGGUGCUGUACGAUGAUGCUGGCGUUCUCACGAGGCGGUCGGGGAGCUCGAGGCCGGCUGCGCCUGCCAAGAGUGAACCGCCCCUCCUGCUCCCAACAUACAUCCACACAUCAUCUGCCAUUCGCACAGUCCAACCAGUACUGGCCGCGCGAUGCGCCGUGUGCGCCGUAUUGCCGUCUCGGAGCAGGCUCUCCUAGUUAGCACUCAUCUGUGUUGCACCUCCCAACAUUCCUUGCCAUCACCAUAGCCCAUUCGAUGUACUCACAUACCUACCUACCCCGCAUCCUGGGAAGAUGCAAGGGCUGUGCCCACAUCGAUCCCUUACCUACAAACCACCAUCGC